AUGAACCAUACGUCUACGUGGAAAAAGCCGUCCAUAUACAAUAUCAAGGAAGUGGCAGAGUUAUCCACCCCUGUCUUGUCUGCAAACUACCACCAGUUCUUGUAUUUAAACAAACAACUUCGCAUCCUAGAGCGAUCAGAAACAACAUACAUUAAUAAUAUAACUAUAGAACAGAAAAUAAUGUAUCGUCGUUACAUGGAGAAACUUUACCGCUCAAAAAUAAAUUUUGCUCGGAUGUGGGAAAACAAGGAUAUGGAAAGAAACCUUCGAGGUCAGAAGCUUAGUUACCUCAAUAAUGGAGGCGUGAAUAUGGAAGCAGAGGCUACUUUUCUUAAACUUUUACAAAGAAGAGCUCUAUCAGCUCAGAUAAGUAAGGGGAAACGUUCAGUGUCUGAUUCAAGUCAAGCAUCUUCAGAAGAAUUUGAGUCAUUCAUGGACAACAUUACGAUAGGACAAAGCCGAAGAAGUAAGCCGAUGACACCUUGCUUCGAUCGUGGUAGAAGAAAUGCCACCAAUACACGUCAAGGUACAGUAAGACCAGUAACAGCUGUAGGGGUUAAUGUCGAUAAGGAAUUCAAUGUUUUGCCAGGUGUUUCGGGGAAUGGAACUGACGCAAAAAUUCAAAACUUUAUAAAAAUUGUGAUAGGUGAACUUGAAAAUGGCGGAAGCUCAGAUGAUGAAAAAGAUACAAAUAGUUUUGUAGAGGUUCCCAAGCUGAAACUAAGACCUAAAACAUGCUCUGGUAAAAUUCAAAGGCGCCACACAACUACAACUAUGGAUGUUCGAUACCUGAUGCCAUCACCACCAAAGGAACCAAGAAAGAAACGUCGCUCCAUUUUUGUUGAAAAUUCUCGUCAAAAGAAACUUGACCAACAGAUUGAAAAGCUCAGAUCAAGGGACUUUAGGAGUGAAAUAAAAUCAUUGUGUGAAUCGCUGGAGCCUUACAUUUCCCAAGAUGGUGAUCAUUUGGACUAUUAUUCCCAGAAAGUUAUGGACAGUAUUGCGUCUUCACAAAGGAACAAAUGGACAGCGGGAAUAAUCACGCCAUGUGCUGAACGGUAA
Messenger RNA from Lottia gigantea (owl limpet), 1062 nucleotides. RefSeq lists its product as hypothetical. Lineage: Eukaryota; Metazoa; Mollusca; Gastropoda; Lottiidae. The transcript has a single exon. The record is from RefSeq and is a predicted model, not a curated record. The coding region runs from base 1 to 1062 and encodes 353 amino acids.